Ylistrum balloti is the source of this 798-nucleotide messenger RNA. Its product is annotated as homeobox protein Nkx-6.2-like. The record is from RefSeq and is a predicted model, not a curated record. Gene Ontology annotation, cellular component: nucleus. Lineage: Eukaryota; Metazoa; Mollusca; Bivalvia; Pectinida; Pectinidae. Gene Ontology annotation, molecular function: DNA-binding transcription factor activity, RNA polymerase II-specific; RNA polymerase II cis-regulatory region sequence-specific DNA binding. The coding region runs from base 1 to 798 and encodes 265 amino acids. Gene Ontology annotation, biological process: cell differentiation; regulation of transcription by RNA polymerase II. The transcript is spliced from 3 exons.
AUGUUGGAUUACUGUUCCAGUGAAGGGUCCGGGAAUUCCGGAUACCAUCCCAACCCCAGUCCCACCACCAUGGCUAACUUACUAAAUAUGGGAAUGGAAAACAGUCGGGUAGGUCAGCCUGCUUUUGUAUUAAGUAGUCCUCCACUGGCAGCUCUUCAUAACAUGACGGAAAUGAAGGCCCCAGCUUCCUCAUCUAGUAUGCUAACUCAAUCCGGGUACUCGCAGGCUACCCAGAAACACAUGUCAUGGAAUGGUACACCUCAUGGAAUCUGUGACAUCCUCAGUCGCCCCAGCAUGGCAGCUUUAGGACUUUCUCGACUGAACGCGGCCGGAAUGUACCUCAAUUCGCAAGGAAGACUGCCAAAGUUAGCGGAACUUCCGGGCCGACCUCCAAUUUACUGGCCUGGUGUUAUAAACGGUAGCAACUGGCGACCUUCGGGUCACAGUUCGGUAGUAGUGGACAAGGAUGGAAAGAAGAAACACACGAGACCAACAUUUUCUGGGCAACAGAUUUUUGCUCUAGAGAAAACAUUCGAACAGACGAAGUACCUAGCGGGUCCUGAGCGCGCGCGACUUGCGUACGCUUUAGGGAUGUCAGAAAGUCAAGUCAAGGUGUGGUUUCAAAACAGACGCACAAAAUGGCGCAAAAAGCAUGCUGCUGAAAUGGCAACUGCAAAGAAAAAGCAAGAACAAGCAGAGGAAAUGGAUGAAAAUUCUGAAGACAUGGAGGAUGAUGGGUCCGAUGAUGGAAAAAUGCAAGAUAGGCUGGACGAUUUCCUUGAUCAUCAAGGUUUAUAG